AUGGAUGGAGACAGAAAGAAGCGGAAGCUUGACAAAGAACCGGCGGCAGAAGAAGAAGAGAGCGAAGAGGAGAAGAUGGAGAAGUUCUUCGCCCUCAUCCGAAGCACGCGGGAAGCGCGCGACCGUCUCCGAGGCAGCGGCCUACCGUCCCAGGAGGAAUCCGAGAAGUCGCGGGAGGACCGGAGGAAAGCCGAGGAAGAUCUCCUCAGAUCGAAAGAAUCUGCGUGGAACCCCACAUUUCGACCUGAGGACUUCAGCCAGGAUCCCAUUCUGUAUACACCUUCGACGGCUGCUCCCAGUGCUCCCGACGUUCCGGGCUCGAGCAGCCACGAAGCUCAAGCCGGUCCUUCGAAAAGUAAACAACAGGACGAAGGAAAAGACGAUGAUGAUAAGAAGAAAAAAGAAAAAGAAGAUGGCGACGACGACAGAGAUGAUUUGAAUCUCAAUCUUUCUUUGUAG
Messenger RNA from Eucalyptus grandis, 459 nucleotides. Its product is annotated as protein NIM1-INTERACTING 1-like. The record is from RefSeq and is a predicted model, not a curated record. The transcript has a single exon. Bases 1 to 459 code for a protein of 152 amino acids. Gene Ontology annotation, biological process: regulation of systemic acquired resistance. Lineage: Eukaryota; Viridiplantae; Streptophyta; Magnoliopsida; Myrtales; Myrtaceae.